ACUACGACAGGCCCACUGGCCCAGCCACACCUCGUCCCCAUGUUACAGAGUCUGGAUAUGCAAUAAUCAAAGUGACUAAACACAAAAACAACUUAAGAAAAGAUCAAAGUGUGGUCUCCCAAUUAUCUUUCAUCGAAUUACCUAUAACAAGUCUUCUUGAUUGUGCCUUACUCAAAUAGAAUUUCUGAAUCCAAUCCAGUCAGCUAGCGUUGUUCGUCUAUUUUCUCAAUCCCUAAUUACUUUUCUUUCUUCAAUUUAGCAUAGCAGAGUUCCUAAUGGCUGCAGAAUCAGCACUUCCAAGAGAGCCUAUAACUGAAUCAGCACGAGUAGAAGAUGAUGUCAUGGUUGCUCCGUCUUCCACUUCAACUACUGCCUACAACUUACAGAAAAAAUUCCGACGAUCAAGAACUGCUCCUGCCAUGGUGUCCAUGAACGACCUACACACUCAAUCUGUUUACUUUGGCCCUACUUCUUCUCUCGUCAGACAGGCCGCUUUUCUGCUCAUUAUUUACCUCUCUCUUGGUGUAGUCGUCUAUUCCUUCAACCGUGACCACUUCUCUGGAGUUGAGACCCACCCUGUUGUUGACGCUUUUUACUUCUGUAUCGUCACUAUGUGUACCAUUGGCUACGGUGAUAUUGCUCCAGUUACUCCUUUCACCAAACUCUUUGCUUGUCUCUUUGUGCUUGUGGGUUUUGGUUUCAUCGACAUUUUGCUUAGUGGGGUCGUCAAUUACGUACUUGACUUGCAGGAGAACUUGAUAUUGACCGGCAGGCAACGACAAUUAGCUAGCCACGUCGACCAGGGGCGUGGCGGAUUUAUGGAUUGCAUAGUCGAUGUAGCCAAGGGAAGAAUGAGAAUCAGAUUGAAAGUGGGUUUGGCUCUGGGUGCUGUGCUUUUGUGCAUCGGGUUGGGGUCACUGGUGUUGUAUUUCCAGGAGAAUCUGGAUUGGAUAGAUUCAGUUUACUUGUCGGUAAUGUCUGUAACGACUGUUGGAUAUGGUGAUAGGGCUUUCAAGACUCUGCCUGGAAGGUUGUUCGCUUCAAUUUGGCUUUUAUUUUCCACACUUGCGGUGGCACGGGCUUUCUUGUAUUUGGCAGAGGCAAGGAUUGACAAAAGGCACAGGAGAAUUGCCAACUGGGUAUUGCAGCGUGAAAUCACCAUUGAAGAUCUGCUUGCCGCUGACCUUAACAACAAUGGCUUCCUUAGCAAAUCAGAAUAUGUCAUCUAUAAGCUCAAGGAGAUGGGAAAGAUCAGUGAGAAAGAUGUAAUGCAGAUAUGCAAUCAGUUCAACAAGCUUGACGAAAACAACUGUGGAAAGAUAACAUUACCCAGACUCCUGCAGAGUCAUUUAUAGCAAAAAUUCUUUGGCCACCAUGCAGUAUCUGCUAAUUUUCAAGAAAAAGGAAGCAAACGAAGUCUUUCCUUCUGACUAUGAGGUCUCAUGUUUAAAUCCCAGCUGUGGAAAAGCACUAGGGAUUUCUUCCCAUAUGUCUAAGCCUUAGUGAGCAGAGUUACCUGGUACCUGUGCUCAGGAGGUAGCAGGUGUGCAGUGAAAUUUGUUGAGGUGCGCAAGUUGGUCCAAACACCACUAUUAUUUAUUAAAAAAAAAAAGAGUAGAUAGUUUCCUUAUAAAUUGGUUGGGUUGUCAUGUCCUCUCGUCAAAUGAAUGUCAGCUGACUGACAACUUGAAUGUUGUGGCAAAUAUUGCAUUGGAUAUGCCCUCUUUUUCAUGCUUGUUCUGAUCUGUCUAUUGAAACUUUUCUUUUAGGUGUAGGAUAUAACAUAGCUGAUUUUCAAUAACAUCUUGUCUCUUUUGCUGCUGGAA
Messenger RNA from Lycium ferocissimum, 1826 nucleotides. RefSeq names its product two-pore potassium channel 5-like. The transcript is spliced from 3 exons. Gene Ontology annotation, biological process: stabilization of membrane potential; potassium ion transmembrane transport. Bases 276 to 1355 code for a protein of 359 amino acids. The record is from RefSeq and is a predicted model, not a curated record. Gene Ontology annotation, molecular function: potassium ion leak channel activity. NCBI's taxonomy places the organism in Eukaryota, Viridiplantae, Streptophyta, Magnoliopsida, Solanales, Solanaceae. Gene Ontology annotation, cellular component: plant-type vacuole membrane.